CCUCUCAUCUAUCUAUAUAGAGCCAUUUUCCUGUCUGUCUUUCCCAAAUCAAGAGAACUAAUCAAGCAGCCCUCUUUUUUGUAGUUGUGUUUCCUCACCAUCAUCAACAACCCAUCGUUCUCUCUCUUGUUAGGAUGCCAAGACCAGGCCCAAGACCCUUUGAGUGUGUGAGAAGAGCUUGGCACAGUGAUAGGCACAACCCCAUUAGGGGUUCUCUCAUUCAAGAGAUUUUCAGGAUUGUGAAUGAGGUCCAUUGUUCAGCUACUAGGAAGAACAGAGAAUGGGAAGAGAAACUCCCCAUUGUUGUGUUCAAAGCUGAAGAAAUCAUGUAUUCUAAAGCAAACUCUGAGGCUGAGUAUUCUGAUCUUGAAACACUUUGGGAAAGAGUAAAUGAUGCCAUUGACAUCAUAAUCAGAAGAGACGAGACCUCUGAAACUGGGGAUUUCUUGCACCCUUGUAUUGAAGCUGCAUUGCAUUUGGGUUGCUUUCCUAGGAAACCAUCAAGAAGCCAACGCAACGAUUCGCCUAGAUGUUACCUUAGGCCAGAAAAUGUAGAGGGUGCUUUUUUUACUGACUCCAAUUUUAGCUAUGAAAUUUAUGGAAAUCUUGCUAAGAUUAGCCCCCUUGUCCUCCAUUGCCCACGGUACGCGGCAUUUGACACCAGGAAUCCGUCACCUUCGUGCAUAAAGGCUCACGAUCGUAGAAAUCCAAGCCAUGUCAAGAAAUUUGUCAUGCUACCUAACAAUUUGGUUCCAAGUGAUAACCAUCAUGCAUCAGGAGAAGCUUCAAAUUCGUCGAACCUAUGGCAUGUGUUUCCUUUGCACUACGGUGAUCAUCUUGAACCAUCGAGAGCUUCAUUUCCGAUUCCCCAACUUAUGGAUAGUGAUGAAAUUGCUCCCCAACCAAGCUCACCCACCUUAAAGCUUGAUACUUUGAGCACUCAUUGUCCAUCCAGCCGUGAACUUGCUUCAGAAAAGGAGCAGCAGGCUGACUGUGACUUAACAUUGCGGCUAGGUUCUCUCGUAGUUCCUUGUGCUGGUAUUGAGAAUAGUUGGUCCCUACAGCUGGAAAAUGGUGAUAGGGGCACUGUAGAUCAGAUCAAAUCCGGUAGCCAUCGCAACGAUUGAGUGAACCAAAACCUGUCAGUUGGGCAUGUUUUGAUGAGAAUUAUAUGCUGCCAUUAGAGAUAACUAUGAGUAUGCGCAAAGUAGAUACAACGGGAAUUGGCAGUUACAAACAGCUCUGCUCGUUGCAGGAAAGAAAGCAGGCUCAAAGCGGAUGACGAUCUCCGAUGCUUUUGUCAUUAGAAAACUGCUUUUUUCAGUCAAUAGGUGGAAGGAGACGAUGGCGAUGUGGUUAGGGAAGAAAGGGGAGAUGACGUUGAGGAGUAUGAGGUUGGAGAGAUCAAGCAGCUAUAGUUGAACUCUAUCUGCAGCCGUCGAUGGAGCCAAAAGUAAGAGACGGCACUUUCUUCUGCGACCUCCUUCAAUGGUAGGCCGCAAGAAAUCUCUUGAUGAAUUCUCUGCAGCAUUCUUUGCCACUGCGUUCUUGUUUGUUUGCCCCUCGUAGAGUCGCUCAUUCAACGAGUCAAACGUCUAGGCCCCAAAGAAUGCGAGGAAGGAGAAUAUCGGCCCGGAGGAUGGUCCCAAGGUUAAAGUGCUUGUUCGGGAAGUUUUUGACAUAGUUGGUGUCCUGCCACUCCGACAAGCGUGCGUUAUGAGGUCGUCCAGGUCCUCCCGGCUCGACAUGGCAUCUGCAUUGGAGUGGAGUCAGUAGGAUAUCAUGGCCACCAGCACUGUGCAGUCACUCUUGUUGCUUUGUUGAUAGCGUUCGAUCAACGAGGCAAAGAAAAACGGAGCUUUAAGCUUUGCUCGGCCAUCUCUGGUUAUCAACUGCUUGUCUUCCCGUGGACAAGCUGUCUUGUUUUGGUAAAUUCAUCUUUGUGUAAGAAGAUACUCUUAAGAGGGGCAUCGAGAAACACACACUUAAAUUAGUUUUUGAAGCAGAAUAGCGUACCUCUCGCUUUUGGUAUCAA
Molecule: messenger RNA, 2035 nt
Organism: Salvia splendens (bonfire salvia)
Lineage: Eukaryota; Viridiplantae; Streptophyta; Magnoliopsida; Lamiales; Lamiaceae
Exons: 5
Coding region: 135-1127 (330 amino acids)
Biological process (GO): regulation of DNA-templated transcription
Molecular function (GO): transcription coregulator activity
Source: RefSeq, a predicted model, not a curated record